Messenger RNA from Haliotis rufescens (red abalone), 1964 nucleotides. Its product is annotated as cell adhesion molecule 2-like. The record is from RefSeq and is a predicted model, not a curated record. NCBI's taxonomy places the organism in Eukaryota, Metazoa, Mollusca, Gastropoda, Lepetellida, Haliotidae. Bases 73 to 780 code for a protein of 235 amino acids. The transcript is spliced from 6 exons.
GCCAUGGACAAUGGUCAGUUUACAGUUGACCACAGUCCUCACUGAACAGCGGGUCAAGCUCAACUAAACAGCAUGAUAGCUCUCUCCGGUAUCAUCGUGGGUCUUGCGAUUGUCCAUUCGAGUAUGGCCGCCAUAUCGUUUACUAUCGCCCCCUACAACACAACGGCGGGGAUAGGGCAGACAGCCACCCUCGCAUGCAUUGUGGCUGGGAAAACCUCCGAGUCCGUAAAAUGGAAAAAGAGUGACAACACCCCGCUAACUGUAGACACUACCGUGGUGGGGUCCAGUCGAUACCAAGUUGUGGGGGCGUAUAACCUCACCAUCUCGGGAGUCACCACAGCGGAUGAGGGGGGCUACGUCUGUGACGCAGGGACGUUGACGAAGACGGCAUACCUCAGCGUUGUCGAUCUACCAACUAAUGUGAGCUUGUACUGGAGCAGCCCUCCCAUCCCUGGGCUGCUGGCUAACCUGACAUGUAAGGCGGCGCACGCCAACCCUGCGCCUAACUUCGCCUGGUAUAAGGACGACCUCCUGUACGGCGCCACGCCCGUGUACUACACAUCGGGAACAUCAGGGUACGUGGAUGCCUACAGCGUGUUGCCAGUGCGCUUGACCAACGAUGACCAGUCGUCCAGAUUCCGAUGUCAGCUGGAGUACACUGGACUGUCCAGAGCCAUGGAGGCCGAUCUCGUCGUGGUGCUUAGCAGCGGAGGACCCGUUCAAACCAGGAACAUUCUUGUCAUCGUGUUUGGAGCGUUUCUUUCAGUUCUCCUAUGGUAGUAACUGGGUGCUACGCGCAUGAGCGGUGAAACCAACAAGCAGACGACAUCCGUGAGGUUUCCAUGGCAACACGAGAUCGGAAUGAAAUGUCGUUCGGUAUAGAUAUGGAGAGGUGUGAUAACUGAGUCGAAAUAGGUUUAUUUAAAGUUUUCAAAAAGUCAUUUAUCUGAAGGCUAGAGCAAUUGUCACAGGCAUCUUCACAAAGUAUUCUCCUGCUGUGACGUCUAUAAUAGCAGAGACCAUAUAAUAGAUUAUAUGGUCUCUGAUAAUAGGCAGUACACUUGUACAAGCUCGUUUGACGUAUGUCUCAAAACGACUACAUGUUUGACCGCUACCUAGUGUUUAUCAGAUGGGGUCCACAGUCAAGACUUGACCCCAUACAAAUGUUGGAGGGUCAUCAACUAUUGGACUCCAUCGGCUUUGAUUGCCCCCGUCAAGCAGAGACAUUGUUUCAUUUUAACACAGGCCACUAAAUACAACGUCUCGACUUGACACACAUCCUCGAUUAUCAAGUGUAUCAUACAUCGUCAUCCUAUUACAACAUGAAUGCAUUUGCGACCAUACCUUCGUUUCGGAAGUGACGUAAAAAACCCAUCCUCUUAUCACUAUUAACUUAGAACUGAGCUUGAAAUCAACAACCAAUCAAAAUGCCUAUUUUUAAAUCUCUUUUAAAGUUCGGCAUAGAUACAAAUUCAAAAUUACGACCUACCCUAAACCAGCCCGCCAUAUUUAAUCGAAUCAGAACAUAGUUAGAAUGGACUAGAGUGAAAGUCGAGCCGAGCUGUGAUGAAGCUGAGUUUCAUUUCAACCAGUUUCAAAACGAAGUUAUGGUGGCGAAUGAGUCCAGGGUAAUCAUCAUAUCAGAAUGGGUAUAAUACACUGGGUAAUCGAGUAUGCCUUGAACAUGGCCACGAGACACUCCCUUUAUGACGCCAACUUUUAUGACAAUUUCGCCGGCGCGUGUUGCUUCCUAUGACCGGAUGCGCCUGAUCCGAGGCAGAAGUCUGUGGUAUGAUUAUAGCUGCGAUUUCACAUCUUAUUGUUUCAGGAUAGAUAUUAAUAUCUCAGUUACAUCAACCCAAUAAUCCUUACAAGAAUCAGGCCACCGUUUUGUAAAAUGAUUCAUUCAGAUAAGACAUCACCUUAACGUGCCUUGGGAAGUACAUGAAUAAACAUAAUGGUCU